Messenger RNA from Anolis carolinensis (green anole), 7631 nucleotides. Its product is annotated as collagen alpha-1(XV) chain. The record is from RefSeq and is a predicted model, not a curated record. The coding region runs from base 2877 to 5336 and encodes 819 amino acids. Gene Ontology annotation, molecular function: extracellular matrix structural constituent conferring tensile strength. Gene Ontology annotation, biological process: extracellular matrix organization. NCBI's taxonomy places the organism in Eukaryota, Metazoa, Chordata, Lepidosauria, Squamata, Anolidae. The transcript is spliced from 24 exons.
AAACAACUGGAGGGCCAAAGUUUGCCCAUGCCUGGGCUAAAGUAACCUGCAUUGGGGGAGACAGUUGCUUCUUUCUUUUGCUUCAGGCUGUGUUUUGCCCCGUGGCUAUGAUGUUGGAUAGCUGGGGAAAAAUCUAGUAUUAUACACCCAGUUUCCAACACACUUUCACAUGUUGAAAUUUCAUUUUUGUGCAACUUAUUCUGACUCUCCAGGAGGAAAUAACUGUAUAGCAUUUAAGCUGUUGCUUGAUUAAGUUGGAGAGGAUUGCUCAUUAUUACCCCCUUCAUUAUCCCAAAUGCAAUUUUACCUUAACAAACCUUGUACUGUGUUAAAGUCCGACAAAUUUGUUAUAGUGUAAGCUAUCACAGGCAGUAGUCGUUUCAUUAAAAAUGAAGCGUAAUCCUGAAUUACAGAUUUUUAUACAGAAGGAGGUAGUGGGUGGGUUGUAAAUGGAGAAGUUAUAGGGAAAUUAAAUGCAGAAGUAUAGACUAUGAACACUGUAUUUUUAACAGUGACCAUUCACAAGAAAUAUGUUGUUGAUAACUCAAGUUAUUCUAACAGUCGCAAGUAGAGUAACACUAGUAAAGGAGGCCACAGCCCAGAAUUUAGAAGAAAUAAGCAGGCCUCAUUUAAUUAUCAUUUUUUAGUUAUCUCUUCCAUUGCCAUAAGUCAAAGCUGACUUGCUGGCACAUAAUAAUACCACCACCAUGAUCCCAAAAAAUCCACCUUAAUCAUGAUUCAUGUCACAGGUGCUAGAAUUAAACUUUGCCAUCUAUUGUCACUCAACAAUUUCUUUGUGCAGUCUGGAAAUCCAUAUAGAUUUGUAAGAGAAAAAUAUAAUUGUUCAGGAUAGGUUAUGGAUAAUGGAUGCAUCAUUGUAUAAGUUUGUAGUUCAAGAAAAUCCAAGAGCCAAUGUGGCGUAGUGACUUGAGUGUUCAACUGUAACUCUGGAGACCAAGGUUCAGGUUUCCACUUAGCCAUGGAACCUACUGGGUGACCCUGAGCAAGUCACAUUCUCUCAGCCUAAGUGGUGGCACAAUGGGUUAAACACUUGUGCUGGUAGGACUGCUGACUGACAUGUCAGCAGUUCGAAUCCUGAGAAAGUGGGUGAGCUCCCUCUGUCAGCUCCAGCUCCCCAUGCGGGGACGUGAGAGAAGCCUCCCACAAGGAUGAUAAAACAUCAAACACCCGGGGGUCCCCUGAGCAAUGUCUUUUCAGAUGGCCAAUUCUCUCACACCAGAAGCGACUUGCAGUUUCUCAAGUCCCUCCUAACACAGAAAAAAAGUCUAUGAGGAAGGUAAUGGCUACCCUUUUCUGAACAAAUCUUAUUAAGAAAAACCUGUGAUGGUCUCACUUUAGGAUCACCAUAAGACAGAAACAACUCAAAGGAACACAAGAACUAAGUUCAACAAAAUUGAAAGAGACUGCAUGAUUCCCAGGUUAAAGGUUUGUGUUAUUAACAAUGCUAGGAUAUCUGGGAUAUCAAGACUGUUUUUGUGAGUGACCAUCAUUAAUAACACCGUGAUCACAUUGACUACACUUCUUUGAUUUAGUUCCCUUUGACUUUCUGUUUACAGUUCUUAUCACCAUUGAACCCCACUAUAGUCACAUCAGGGAUAAUAUUUCAGACAUCACAUAAGGUGAGAUAAAGUAAAAGCUAAAGGUUUUCCCCUGACAUUAAGUCUAGUUGUGUCCGACUCUGGGGGCUGGUGCUCUUCUCCUUUUCAAAGCCAAAGAACCGGCAUUUCAUUGAUACAACGUAAUAAUCAAUAUCGUGGUUAUACCACACUGGAAGGUUAUAUUGUAUUAGAUUUCUAUCCACAUGGACACAACCUAAAAGAAAACAAUAGUUCUAAACAAACACGCACAAGCCAAAAACUGCCUUCUGGAUCAGUCCAUGGGCACAUCCAGCCCAGUGUAAUUGGCACUGUGUGUGUGUGUGUGCGCGCCUUUAAGACCCCUGUUAACUAAUGCAACCCAAUGAAUGUCAGUGGAAGUAAAAAAUACCAUUCUGUUCUGCUUUGGUCUCUAGAAUACUGUGUCCAAUUCUGUGCACCACAAUUCAAAAAAGAUAUUGACAAGCAUUUCCAAAGGAAAGCGACCAAAAUGUUCAAAGAUCUGGAAACUAAGACCUAUGAGAAAUGGCUUAGGAAACUAGGAAUGUUUAGCCUAGAGAGGUUAAGGUGAUAUAAUAGCCAUGUCUAAAUAUUUGAAAGGAUGUUAUGUUUAGGAGAGAGCAAUCUUAUUUUACACUGCUCUGGAGACUAGGACAUGGAGCAAUGGAUUCGAACUACAGGAAAAGAGAUUCCACCUAAAUGUUAGGAAGAACUUUUGACUUUUGAUGGGUGUGGUGGGGUCUCCUCCUUUGUCAAAACACUCCUAAACAGAUGCUGGAUGGCCAUCUGUCAGGAGUGUUUUGACUAUAUAUUCCUGCAUGGUAAGGGGUUGGACUAGAUGGCCCUUGUGAUGUCUUCCAAUUCUAUGAUGCUAUGAUUCAUGUGAUUUUUUGAGGCAAAGAAUAAUUAGACAUGGCUCUACCAGUUCUAUCCUACAGCCCAUGGUAUUCAUUGGCAGCCUACUAUCCAUGUAGAAAUAUCUCUCCAUACUUUCUUAGCCUUGAAGGAGCCAGAAAGCUCUGAUGUUUUUUCUGCCAUAGUCUAUUUUGGCUACCCUCUGGAUAUUAAAUCAGAAUUCAGUGCUCUAGAGCGAGAUGCCAGCUGAUUGGCAAAGAAGUCCAGUAGGCGGGCAUAAUGGGCGGAUAAGAGCUUGGAUGAGAAGUGCCAAAGGUUGGCAUAGAGAGAAACAGAGACGUGUGUGUGUGUGUGUGUGUGUGUGUGUGUGUGUGCGUGCUGAAGACUUGAAACAUAGAAACAGACAUGGAGGCUCCAAGGGGAGUACAGUCUUUCUGUUACUUUUGCCUUUUCUUGAUGUUAGGGGAGCUGGUUCCCCCCAGUACUGCUCAGCUGUGGUGGCCCUUUGGUGAAACUAAGGACACCAAAACUACAACAGUCCCUACAACUCCCAAAGGUACGGAAGCUGAUGUAGAGCAGCCUUCUGAAAAGACAACUGUCAUGACCACAUCCUCUUCUUGGAAUAUACUUGACACAUUUACAGAGGAAGCAACCACAUCCGAAGAAACACUGGAUCCGGCCACAUCAGCUAUUAGCAGAACUGAAGCCUCUCCUGAUAACAUCUUUCCUUUUACAACUAUGUUUGAGGGCAGUGCUGACAAGGAAGAAGAGCCUGAAUUCCUACAGAAGGUAUCCGAUCCCUCGACUCCUUCAGUUCACCAAUCCACAAGCAGGGGGGACUCAGUGGCAGAACAGGUGGUAACCGAAGAGACCGCAUCAACCCUACCUCCCAAGACUGCUGCCGCCUCUAUUAUUUGGGAGACAUCAGAAGACUUGAUAAGCUCAGUUCAGCAUUCCACCGUUAGAGAGGACUCUGAGACAAAACAGGCGAACAGCCUUUCACAGUGUGUCUGCCCUGCAAUUCCUGGCCCUCAAGGUCCCAAGGGAAACAAGGGAGACCCUGGCCUACCAGGCCAGAGAGGACUACCUGGGGAAAUUGGGAGAACAGGCAGUCCUGGCCACCCAGGUUCUCCAGGACCUCCAGGACCACCAAGCUUCCCACUUCCAGGAACACCAGGUUGUGCAGGUACCAGCAAUGGAGAUGGCAGGUCUGAGGGACCACAGGGUUUACCGGGCCACCCAGGUCCACCUGGGCCUCAAGGAUACCCUGGACCAGAAGGCCCUCAAGGACCCCCUGGUCUCCCAGGACAUGAGGGCCAGCAAGGGGCACCAGGCCUCCCAGGUGCAUCAGGACAGCCCGGACCACCAGGAUCCGCUGGAGCCCCAGGCAUGCCAGGACCAGGAGGGGCAGAGGGUUCUCAAGGACCCAUGGGCCACGAAGGACACCCAGGGCUUCCAGGCCCUGUAGGGCCACCAGGAGCUCCAGGCUUUCCUGGACAAGAAGGUCCUCCUGGACGAGAAGGGCCUCCAGGCCAAAAUGGGCCAAAGGGUGAAAAAGGUGAGACUGCCCUACAAGGACCUCCAGGCAAUCCAGGAAUGGAUGGCGAAAAGGGAUCUCGGGGUCUUCCAGGCCCCAUGGGACCUCCAGGCCUACCUGGGGAAAGUAAGUGUGAUACUCAGUCAAGACUUUUGGGGCCUCCAGGACUUAAGGGUGAAAAGGGGGACCCAGGAGAGCUGGAUUGCCGCAGCUGCUGUGGAGAAGGCACAAGAGAUGGAAGUUUCCCUGAUGCCUCUGGCCCAUCUGACCCCUGGGUGCCUUUUAACUACCAUAAGAAUGGCAAAGGAGAUACAGAGCUAUAUGGUGCAGUCAUGAAACUUGGUCCUCCAGGUCCUCCAGGAAGUCCAGGACUACCUGGUCCCCCCGGUCCACCCGGACCACCCGGUGUUGUUUACCUCAAUAGAGUAUAUCCUGUUCCACCCAGACCUCAUUGCAAGCAGCCAAUGACUCAGGACUCAACUGCAGAUUCAGAUGAUGCUGAGCUACCGCAAAAGGAUUCUUCCACUGGAAGCCAGUACGGAUUUAAGAGCACCUCCUGGACUUUCAAGUCAAAAGAGCUGAUGUUCAAAUCUGCUUCUUCCAUCCCUGAAGGCAGCUUGGUCUAUGUCAGUGAAGGGAAUGAAGCUUUCUUCCGGACUCCCAAGGGAUGGAGCAAGCUUCUGGUAGACGAUUCAGAAAUGGCAUUAGUGGGAGAUGACCCUUCAGUGUCUACAGAAAGAAAUCAGGCCCCAAGGGAUGAACGCCAAACGGCAAUCCAGAGUGCUCCAAUCAAGAUGUCCAACAGGAUACCUUCACUCCAUCUAGUGGCUCUCAACACCCCACUGACGGGUGACAUGAAUGGGAUUGCCGGUGUUGACCUGCAGUGCUAUCAACAGUCACAGGAGGCAAAGCUAAAUGGGACCUUCAGGGCUUUCCUGUCCUCGUCCACUCAAAGCCUUUUCUCAAUUGUGAAGAGAACUGACAGGGGCUUACCUAUUGUCAACCUUAAGGGCCAACUAUUAGCAAAGAGCUGGAAUGCUCUCUUCAGUAGAAAUGGCACUUUACACUUCAAUUCCAUGAGGUUCCCAGUCUACACUUUCAACGGGCACAAUGUCAUGACGGAUCCUACAUGGACACACAAGGCAGCCUGGCAUGGUGUUAAACUACGAGGAAACCAUUCACCAAACCAAGACUGUCAAGACUGGCGAUCAGCAUCCAGCUUCUCAGAAGGCUUUGCUUCACCUCCAGCUGCAGGCAAGUUCCUCACAAAGGACAAAUGGAGCUGCUCGGCUUCCCUGAUUGUUCUGUGCGUGGAAAAUACCUUCUGAUAUGUGCAUGGAUGGAGAAGACAGCACCAGAUGGACAAAGGACACUGGAAGGAUAUCUGUGGUGCAAACUGAAUAGAAGAGAAACCAUGCACUAAGACUGUCAAGUGGAAUAAUCUGAUACUCAUCUCUCCACACCAUCUUGGAAAAAGAAGUUUAUGAAGUGAGCUAGUUGUGUGUUGUCUGAACCACAGCUACUUUCCUGCUGUGUAGAAGUGGCACCUCAUAGAGGCCUCAGGCCAGGUGUAAAAUGGUGCUAUUUACCUCUUUGGCGUCAGCACAUAGGUAGAUCUCUUGUAAAAAGAUGCAAACAUUUACAUGUGUAUGGAUGUAUAUGCAUCUUUUUCUUUGUAUGGCAAAAGGGAGUAAAAGAAAUAGCAGGUGCAGAAAUAUCAAUGGGAUGUUACUGUAAGUUUCUAUAGAAUGAAAACCCACCUCUAACAGGGAAAUGGUGUCAUCUAAAUUGCUGGCAUGUACUCUUUUUGAAAUCUCACGGGUAUUAACCACUACAUCCUCUAGAGGCAAACCUAUUGCACUCGAAAUGUAACCUGCAUCACAAACAUCUAUGGUAUAUCCUGAAUUCUUUUGCUAAGGUCCAUAGAAGAAAAUUAUACAGUUUGUUCAUUUCGCAGACUGUUUUUGUAUGGGUAGAACUACACUGUUACGUAUAUUUCAUCCAUAGAUUCUUUCCCCCAACUCUUAUAUUAGGACAUGCAGCAAUGAAUAACUUCAGUUGGGUAGCCAGGGAUGUAUUUACAAUUCCUUAUAAUGUUUCAGCCUUCCCCACACUGUUAUUUCCCAGGAGGAUUAAAAGAUACAGUACCCUGGUGGAAAGCCUUUCUGAAGGAUUUUUAAUAGAUGGGUGACUUUUCAGAUAAUGUAUUAAAUUGAAUUUUCCCUUCAUUAUAUAAGUAUGAGGGGACAGCUGUGGAGAAAAUCAUUUGGCCAUGGCUUAUUCCUUGCCAAUGCUAUCUUAACACACAAAUUUAACUACAUAACAUGUUUGGUGCAAGCCAGUAUUUUUUUUCUCCAUGGCCAUAAUAGACAUAUUUAAACAAUAGCAUCCAUGUCUGCAAAGAAGGCUUAAAAUGGCCUGAAAUGUGAAUGUUCUUUUCUGUGAAGAUCACAUCGCUGAUGUUGAUUGAGGCUGCUGAUUCUAAUGCUGUUUAUAUGUGAUGGUUGUAAUCAUCAAUAACUGCCCACGACAACAUAUUAUGGGAUUAUUUGUCCCAGCACAGUCCUCAUCUUUUUCAGCUUAGAUCUGUCCAGUGUCAGUUCAAGGCAUGAUGCUUUCUGAGGCAGAGCUACACAUUGUUUUCCUCUUCCUCAUCAGCAAUUUGCUGUCAAGGCAAGAAAUAUCAAAAAUGCUUCUCCAUCUCUAUGCUCUUUUAUGAUACUCCAAAUCAGCUGCCUUCUAUUGCAAGGACAGGCUUACACUCAUUUGUGGGACUCUUGUCAUUGGAAAAUGGGUCAAACUAUAUGAAAGGCUGGGUUGCUCUGAGUUCUCUGGACUGUAUGGCCAUGUUCCAGAAGCAUUCUCUCUUGAGGUUUCAUUCACAUCUAUGGUGGGCAUCCUCAGAGGUUGUGAGGUCUGUUAGAAACUAGGCAAGUGGGGUUUAUAUAUCUGUGGAAAGUCCAGGUUGGGAGAAAGAACUCUUGUCUGUUUGAGGCAAGUGUGAAUGCUGCAAGGCCAUUAAAUGCUAAUCAAGCUGACCAUUUGCAACAUUCACACUUGCCUCAAACAGACAAGAUGUUCAAAGAUCUGGAAGCUAAGACCUAUGAGGAUGCCUGCCAUAGAUGUGGGCAAAAUGUCAGGAGAGAAUGCUUCUGGAACAUACAGCCUAGAAAACCCUCAGCAACCCAAUGAUUCCAGCUAUGAAAGCCUUCGAACCCUGGCCUCCCAGUGUUCCAGUCCAAUAGUCAAACCAGUAUUCCAUUCUGGCUCUCACAUAGGUCUCAUUGACAUCAGUGCACUAAGGUAGUUUUUAUGACUAACUUAACAAGUCAUUUUUUUCCAUUGAUGAAUAACUUAAGCUGGUAACUAAACUUACAAUAUCCAUCAUUCCAUCAUAGUCAUUAAUUCUGAGUCUUAAGUCUUUUGCAUAAAAGAAAGCUAUAAAUGGAAAAAUGAUCAACCUUGACCUAAAUGUGUUUAUCAGUGCCUUGCGAUUAAACAACGUUACGUCAUGCAUAACUCUUUUCUCAUUAACUGUAAUUCUUAAGAAAUGUUUUGGUUAACAUGUCUGUUGUAGAAUGUUGUAGUUUGAUAACAUUUGAAGUAAAACCAUUUGUUCUGUA